GUGCAGAUGCAACUGAGGAAGUGAAGGCUACGAUUCAACGACUUAUAGUGGCUUUUAAUUUUCUUUAAUAUGUUGGGUGCGGGAGCUCCGUGCUCCUCAGGUGUCCCCUCUGAGCGAGCCGUCCUCAGCUCAGGGAUGUACAAGCUGGAGGUUGAGCUGAAGAGAGGACACAAUCUGGCGGUCAGAGACAGAGGAGGCAGCAGCGAUCCCUAUGUUAAGUUCAAGCUGGCUGGUAAAGAGGUGUUCAGAAGCAAAAUCAUCCACAAAAACCUCAACCCAGUGUGGGACGAGAAAACCACUUUAAUAAUGGAUAGUCUGAGUGAACCUCUGUAUGUGAAGGUGUUUGACUACGACUUCGGCCUUCAAGACGACUUCAUGGGUUCUGCUUUCCUCUACCUGGAGUCUCUAGAGCAACAGAGGACGAUACCUGUAACUCUGGUGCUGAAGGACCCUCACCACCCUGAUCAGGACCUGGGCAGCCUGGAGCUAGCCGUCACCCUGACUCCUAAAGACAGCCCCAUAGAGGAACGACGAGACUCGACGACUAUGCUGCUCAGGAGGUCCUGGAAACGAUCCACUAAGCAGCAGUCAAUGCGUCUCUCAGAGCUGCAUCGGAAAUCCCAGCUCUGGAGAGGGAUUGUCAGCAUCGCGCUGAUCGAAGGCCGGAACCUGAUUCCCAUGGACCCCAACGGUCUGAGUGACCCCUACGUCAAGUUCAGGCUGGGGCCCCAGAAGUACAGAAGCAAGACUGUGCCAAAGACCCUGAGUCCACAAUGGAGGGAGCAGUUUGACCUCCAUCUGUACGAAGAGACCGGAGGAGUGUUGGAGAUCACCGUGUGGGACAGAGACACCGGGAGGAGGGACGACUUCAUUGGACGAUGCCAGUUGGACCUCUCCACUCUCGCUAAGGAACAAACUCAUCACCUGGAUCUGCCGCUGGAGGAGUCCCGGGGCUACGUGGUGCUGCUGGUCACGCUGACCGCCUCGGCUCACGUCUCCAUCGCCGACCUGUCCGUCACUCCGCUGGACGACCCGCGGGAGCGCAGCGAGAUACUGAAACGAUACGGUGUGUUGAAGUCGUUCUCUAACCUCAGAGAUGUGGGCAUCGUGCAGGUGAAGGUGAUGAGAGCAGAAGGACUCAUGGCUGCAGACGUAACCGGUAAGAGUGAUCCGUUCUGUGUGUUGGAGCUGAAUAACGACAGACUACAGACACAUACUGUUUACAAGAACCUCAAUCCCGAGUGGAACAAAGUCUUCACUUUUAACGUGAAAGACAUUCACUCAGUGUUGGAGGUGACGGUGUUUGAUGAGGACAGAGACAGGAGUGCGGACUUCCUGGGAAAAGUGGCCAUUCCCUUAUUACACAUCCGUAACGGGGAGCAGAAGGGGUACAUGUUGAAAAAUAAAGAGCUGACAGGUCCGACUAAAGGAGUCAUCUACCUGGAGAUCGAUGUCAUCUACAACACUGUUAAAGCUGCUUUGAAGACUGUCGUCCCUGCAGAGCAGAAAUACAUUGAGGAGGAGCCAAAAGUCUCCAAGCAGUUGCUGCAGCAGAACUUUAACCGUGUGAAGCGGUGCAUCAUGGUCCUGAUUAGUUACGGGACGUACAUCAACAGCUGCUUUGAGUGGGAGUCUGCGCAGAGGAGCAUCACCUCUUUUGUGCUGUUUGUGGUGGUGGUGUGGAACUUCGAGCUCUACAUGUUGCCGCUGGCGCUGCUGCUGCUGCUGGUCUGGAACUACUUCUUCUGCCCGAGCAAGGAAACAGCUGACACGUCCAUGGAGGCCAUGUUUGAAUGGGAAGAUAUUGAAGAGGAUAAAGAGGACAAGGAUUCAGAGCCCAAGGGCUUCAUGGAUAAACUAUACGCCAUCCAGGACGUGUUCAUCAGCGUACAGAGCGCUCUGGAUGAGGUGGCGUCGUACGGAGAGAGAAUAAAGAACACCUUUAAUUGGAGAGUGCCUUUUCUAAGCUGGCUGGCGAUCACUGCCUUGUGCUCGGCCACGGUUCUUCUCUACCUCAUACCUCUUCGAUACCUUGUGCUGGCCUGGGGUGUGAAUAAGUUCACCAAGAAGCUACGUGAUCCGUACAUGAUCGACAACAACGAGCUUCUGGACUUUCUUUCCAGAGUUCCCUCUGAUGUCCAAGUGAUGCAGUACCGUGAGCUGAAGGUCGACCCCGGACAAAGUCCCAACAAACGCAAGAGGACAAACCUGAGCUAGCUGCUCAGUCGCGUCUCCCACUGUAAACACUGUAAACUGUUAUUUAUACAUUCCUUGUAUAUUUUGAAUUAUCACGAGGAGCUGCAACUGUUGUUUUUGUUUUGUUACUGUGGAAAGACACUGAUUUAUUUUCUAAAAUCUUGUAAAAAUAAUGCUAAAUGUUUUUUAAAUCCCUUUUAUUUCUUAUAACGAUACUCGCACACAAACAGAAUGAACCUAAACAUAUAUAACAAUGUGAGUUAUGAAUGUAUAUGUUGUAAAGAGUAUGCAUGUGUGAAGCUACUGUUGCAUGGAAUCGUUGCACUCUAAGUUUUUUUACUUCAUUGAACAUUUUUGUGGUAUUUUUAAACUUGAUGUGUGUGUAAUGUUACUUUAAAGACAGAGUUGCAUGUUA
Messenger RNA from Micropterus dolomieu (smallmouth bass), 2611 nucleotides. It is a transcript of the gene mctp1b, whose product is annotated as multiple C2 domains, transmembrane 1b. The record is from RefSeq and is a predicted model, not a curated record. Gene Ontology annotation, biological process: regulation of neurotransmitter secretion. Lineage: Eukaryota; Metazoa; Chordata; Actinopteri; Centrarchiformes; Centrarchidae. Gene Ontology annotation, cellular component: synaptic vesicle membrane. Gene Ontology annotation, molecular function: calcium ion binding. The transcript is spliced from 21 exons. Bases 70 to 2217 code for a protein of 715 amino acids.